Messenger RNA from Parnassius apollo (apollo), 594 nucleotides. The record is from the annotation of a GenBank genome assembly. Lineage: Eukaryota; Metazoa; Arthropoda; Insecta; Lepidoptera; Papilionidae.
AUGUCUUUACCUCAGAAAAAGUAUUAUAGGCAGCGUGCGCAUUCUAAUCCAAUUGCUGAUCACUGCUUUGAUUAUCCAGCUCAUCCAGAUGAUUACGAUUGGUCAGCACUCUAUCCUAAGCUCAAAGAGCAGAAAGAAAAAGGUGUAGAGUUUUUAGAUGUGGGAUGUGGAUAUGGUGGACUCCUGGUAACAUUAUCUCCAUUAUUCCCUAACAAUUUGAUGUUGGGUUUGGAAAUAAGAGUGAAGGUAUCAGAUUAUGUGAAUGACAAAAUACAGGCGUUAAGAAUUCAACAUCCAGAACAGUAUCAAAAUAUUGCAGUACUAAGAACUAAUGCUAUGAAAUACUUACCAAACUUCUUUUACAAGGGACAGUUACAGAAAAUGUUCUUCUUAUAUCCAGAUCCUCAUUUUAAAAAAGCUAAGCAUAAAUGGAGGAUUAUUAAUAAAUGGCUGCUGUCUGAGUAUGCCUAUGUUCUGGCUGAGGGGGCAAUUGUAUAUACAAUUACUGAUGUAAAAGAUCUUCAUGAAUGGAUGGUCAAUCAUUUUGUGGAACAUCCACUGUUUGAAAGGGUACCUGAUGAAGUGCUAGUGUAA